Molecule: messenger RNA, 1240 nt
Organism: Microtus oregoni (creeping vole)
Lineage: Eukaryota; Metazoa; Chordata; Mammalia; Rodentia; Cricetidae
Gene: Ndufa9
Product: NADH:ubiquinone oxidoreductase subunit A9
Exons: 11
Coding region: 30-1163 (377 amino acids)
Cellular component (GO): mitochondrion
Molecular function (GO): protein-containing complex binding
Source: RefSeq, a predicted model, not a curated record
GCUCGAGCCGUGGGGCAUUGUGGGAGAAGAUGGCGACCGCCGUCCGCUCCCGGGUUGUCCUAGCGCUGCCAAUGUCACGUCCUGCCAUCGCUGCAGCUGCUACGUCUGUGUUUCGUGGCCCAUCCCAUCGCCAGCUUCAUCAUGCUCUCAUACCUCAUGGGCAAGGUGGCCGUUCAUCUGUCAGUGGAGUUGUGGCCACUGUGUUUGGAGCCACAGGAUUCCUGGGUCGAUAUGUUGUCAACGCCCUUGGACGAAUGGGGUCACAAGUGAUCAUACCGUAUCGGUGUGACAUAUAUGACACCAUGCACCUUCGCCCCAUGGGUGACCUGGGCCAGCUUAUCUUUCUGGAAUGGGACGCAAGAGACAAAGAUUCUAUCCGGAGAGCGGUGCAGCACAGCAAUGUGGUCAUCAAUCUCAUUGGGCGGGACUGGGAAACCAGAAACUUUGAUUUUGAAGACGUUUUCGUGACGAUUCCUCAAACAAUAGCUCAGGUGUCCAAGGAAGCUGGUGUUGAGAGAUUCAUUCAUGUUUCACACCUGAAUGCCAGCAUGAAGAGUUCUUCUAGGUACCUGAGGAGCAAGGCGGUAGGAGAGAAAGAAGUGAGAAGUGCGUUUCCUGAAGCCACCAUCAUACGGCCGUCUGACAUCUUUGGAAGGGAGGACAGGUUCCUCAAUCACUUUGCAAAUAUUCGUUGGUUUGGUGGCGUGCCUCUUAUUUCUUUGGGUUUUAAGACAGUGAAACAACCAGUAUAUGUUUCAGAUGUUUCCAAAGGGAUUGUUAAUGUGGUUAAAGAUCCAGAUGCCAGAGGAAAAACCUUUGCCUUUGCCGGACCGAAUCGGUACCUGCUCUUUCACCUGGUGCAGUACAUCUAUGACAUGGCCCACAGGACCUUCCUCCCCUACCCCUUGCCACGAUUUGCUUACAGGUGGGUCGCCAGAUUCUUUGAAAUGAGUCCGUUUGAGCCCUGGACAACAAGGGACAAAGUGGAGCGGAUACAUAUCUCAGAUGUGUUAACACCUGACCUGCCUGGCCUGGAAGAUCUUGGCAUUCAGGCUACCCCACUGGAACUCAAGGCCAUUGAGGUGCUGCGGCGGCAUCGCACUUACCGCUGGCUGUCUUCCGAGAUGGAGGAGACAAAGCCUGCCAAGACAGUCGACUAUUAGUUCGUCCAGGCCACCUGUGUUCCUUAGAACCCAUUACAUAGUAAAUGAGGUCGCUCUAUUAAAUAUCUGAGGGUUCA